AUGUCUAAUGAUUACUCUUUAUUCGAUGAUUUAGAACAAGAUAACAACCCAUCUUUAUAUGGUAAUGCAUCUAUACUAACUAAUCCAUACAAUACAUCACAUACACCACACGCUGCUCACAACAACCAUAACUCAUCACAGGAUCCACAUUCAGACAUUAAUGGAAUACAGAGUGGUGUUCAUCGUGAAUCCAUUGGAUCAUCAAAAUUGACAUUAAGGAAGGAGAAACAGCAACAACAACGACAACAAGAACAACAAGAACAAGAACUCCAUGUGGCAACACUCUCCCCACCUCCACAACUGACACCUAAACAACCAAAUUCUCGUAAACAACAGUCGCAUAAACAGCAGCAGCAGCAAUUAUCACCUAUAUCUAAUGCCCUUAGUGACAAUGACGAAUACCCCACUGAUUUAGUCAAUAGCACAUUGGGCUUAUCCAAUCAAAUCACCCAACUAUUGGAAGCAUCGGAUUUAACUAUAGAUGUCAUAAACUCUGAACGAUUAAUCAACUCAUCAAUAAUAGUAUACACUAUUCAACUACAAUCACCAUCGGUUGUCCACAGCAAAAUUGUUGUUAAACGAAGAUACCGUGAGUUUAAAUCAUUACGAGAUAAUUUACUCAAAUUGUUCCCGACAUUGAUUGUACCACCAAUACCUGAAAAACAUUCCAUACUCAGCUACUUACUCAAUUCAAUCAAUUUAAACAAUGAAUCAAAUAUAAUUGAACUGAGAAGACGGUUUUUCAAGUUAUUUUUAAAUGAUUUGAUUUUGGAUUCAAAUAUCGAAUUGAAGAAAUGUCCACUUUUACACAAGUUUCUUGAUCCCAAUUAUGAAUUGUGUUGGUAUAAUGCAUUGAAUGAACCACCAGUCAGUUAUUUACCAAAUAACUUGUUAUUGGCUAACCCAGUAAAUCCAGCUGAUCAAAAUGGAUUAUAUUCUAUUUUACCCAUUGUUAAUGGUUUUAAUAUUGGGUCCAACAGUGAUAAUUUAUCCAGUUUGAAAAAAAUCAAUGAUGAUUUGGCAAAAUUGAAUGAUCUGAUGAAAUUAUUUGAAUUGGGCGAAAUAAAAACUGGCGGUGGUCACUUUGAAGAUGAUUUGAAAUUCACCAUUCCUCAAGAAUUGAUUACAUUUGAAACUAAGUUUCAUAAAAUCAUCACCGGUUUGUCAUUUUUAAAUAAAUUGGAUAUAAAAACAACCAAAGAUUACAAGAGUUUGAUUAAUGUAUUGAUUGAUUUAGGUGGAAACUUGAAUAAUUUUUCAUUACAAAUCUAUCAUCAAAAACCCCAUCAUUUACGACAACAACAGCAGAACCAACAACAACCUGAUACUAGUAUGUUUUCAGAAUCUGAAACCCGUAACAAUGCAUUAUCAGAAGCAAUUGAAAAAUUUGGAUCAACAAUGGAUCAAGUGUUCUUAAACUUUGAAAAUUUCGUCUUGAAUCAAUUGAUACCUCAAUGGCAAGAACCUAUACAUCAGUUGGUUCAAUAUAAUCAAACAGCAUUAAAUUUGAUAAAGUUUUAUAAAUACAAGAUUAUCCAGUUUAAGAUCUUGUACAAGUUAAAAUUCAACAAAUUUCAACAAUUGAUUACUAUAAAUAGUCUAAAUGGAGGUGGCAAACUUAGUGAUGAUGUUGGAAAAACAAUGGGGGUCUCCGGGAAACCUCCAAGUUUUACUAAAUCUCACCCUCAAGAGGAAGAAGAUGCAGUUGUUAUAAAUUCGCUUGAUCAUUUAAAAGAAUUAAACAGUCCCACUUUAAACAACGCUUUGAAAAAUAUAUCAAUGAAGAAAGUUCAAAAAAAGUCAUCUUGGUAUGGAUUAUUUGGUGGUAACAACCAAACCAAGAAAUUUAAUUUCCAAUUACCGGUAGAACAAACCAACGGAACAACACCUGAGGCCGGUGAAAGAGCUUCGUCUGAAUCCACACAACCACCCACUGGGUCAGCAUCAUCUGCUGCACCACUAAUUGGAUCCUCCUCGUCAUCAUCCACGGUGCAAACAAUGAUACCUUCCUCACAUACAUCUUCCAUCAAAUUCAAAAUCCAACACCUUGAAAAAGAAUUGGAUAAAAUCAAUCAAUUGAUUGAAUUGUGUAAUAAAGAUAUGCAACAUUUAACUCAAGCUUUAAUGGCUACAUUUGAAGAAUUUAUCAAGAAAUUGGAACGUAAAUGGUUGAUAAUCAUGAUUAAUUAUAUACGAAAUGGUAAAGCAUUAUUUGAGGAGAAUUUGACAACUUGGCAAAGCUUUAAAAGUUCAUUAAUAAAUGAAGAUGAUGAUGAGGGUGGAGCUAUAGGUAAUGAUGUUUUGGGGGGACUUUUAAGUGAAGGAGGAGGAGGUGGUGGUAACGAUGAUGAUGAUGAUGAUGAUGAUGAUGAUGAGUACAUUAUAUAG
Molecule: messenger RNA, 2388 nt
Organism: Lodderomyces parapsilosis
Lineage: Eukaryota; Fungi; Ascomycota; Pichiomycetes; Serinales; Debaryomycetaceae
Exons: 1
Coding region: 1-2388 (795 amino acids)
Biological process (GO): retrograde transport, endosome to Golgi
Molecular function (GO): phosphatidylinositol binding
Source: RefSeq, a predicted model, not a curated record